Molecule: messenger RNA, 926 nt
Organism: Castor canadensis (American beaver)
Lineage: Eukaryota; Metazoa; Chordata; Mammalia; Rodentia; Castoridae
Source: RefSeq, a predicted model, not a curated record
CCCACACGGGCCGGCAUGUGCCGCGCCGGCGCGGGCUCCGCGAGGCGGUGCAGGCAGCGGAGCCGGUGCCCCUGCGGCCGGCGGAAGCCGGGUCCCCGACGCCAGGCUCGGAGGCGCCAGGCUCGGAGGCGGCGCAAGGCCCGUGCAUGUCACAGGAGGGCGAGCCCGGAGCGGGCGGUGCAGGAAACCCAGGACAGCAGUAGCUGCUGCGCGUCCCGCGAUGACUGGCGUUGUGCUCGCUCCAUGCACGAGUUCUCAGCCAGGGACAUAGAUGGGCACGUUGUUUGCCUGGACAAGUACAAGGGCUUCGUGUGUAUCGUCACCAACGUGGCCUCCAAAUGAGGCAAAACCGAUGUGAACUAUACUCAGCUUGUCGACCUGCACGCCAGAUAUGCUGAGUGUGGUUUACGGAUCCUGGCCUUCCCUUGCAACCAGUUCGGGAGGCAGGAGCCAGGGGAUAAUCAGGAGAUCAAGGAGUUUGCAGCCACCUAUAACGUCAAAUUCGACAUGUACAGCAAGAUCUGUGUGAAUGGGGACGAUGCCCACCCACUGUGGAAGUGGAUGAAAGUCCAGCCCAAGGGGAGGGGGAUGCUGGGAAAUGCCAUCAAGUGGAACUUCACCAAGUUCCUCAUUGACAAGAAUGGCUGUGUAGUGAAGCGGUAUGGUCCCAUGGAGGAGCCCCUGGUGAUAGAGAAGGACCUGCCCUGUUACCUCUAGUCCCACAAACAUGUGCCCCACCGAGCCCCCAAGCCUGCGCCCUUGGAGCCUUCCCUCCGGCACCCAUGACGGCCUGCCUGCAAACCAGCCUGCUGGUGGGGCAGACCCGAGGACCUGGCGUGCACUCGCCGGAGGAAGGUCCCGUGCCCGUGGGCUCGGGUUCGAGUCCCACCCUGGCUGCCUUGUGGGAAUAAAACAAACGUAGAAAU